This is a messenger RNA of Dermacentor andersoni, 6588 nucleotides long. RefSeq names its product chromatin-remodeling ATPase INO80 (gene Ino80). Gene Ontology annotation, biological process: DNA repair; chromatin remodeling. Gene Ontology annotation, cellular component: Ino80 complex. Gene Ontology annotation, molecular function: ATP binding; ATP hydrolysis activity; histone binding. The record is from RefSeq and is a predicted model, not a curated record. Lineage: Eukaryota; Metazoa; Arthropoda; Arachnida; Ixodida; Ixodidae.
GUGUGCUCGGUCCGCUGCCGAAGCGAAGGCGAGGGGAGUCAUGGGACCCUUUUCGCCCCGCAUCUGCGAAUCAGCCGCACCAUUCCGAGAUCGCCAUUUUGUGCGCAACGCCAGUCGUCGGCCGCGAUCCCAUGGCCUCCCGGACAGCCUCGCCACUGCAAGCCAGCAAGCUGAGCCAUGGCCACUAGUCGUGCGGCGGGAUGUGGUGGAGGAGAUGAGCCUUCGACUUCCGCUGCGGAUGACCAGCCCCCCGUGCUGGCCAAGCCACUUCACCUGCAGCGGAUCGAGCGGGCCGUCAAGCUCGACAACUUCAUCAGCUUCAUCCACAACUACUUCUCGACGCCCCUCAACGACGACGCCGAGGACACGGAGGCUGAGAGCUUGUCGGAUAUCGACGAGGAUGGUGAUGUGCUCAACGGGGGCGGUGGCGGCGAGAGCACCACCCAGUCUGAGACGGACCGGCGCGCGGAGAAAAUGAAGCUGUACAAUUUCGACAACGUCAAGAAAAGCCGGCGCUGGCUUAAGAACGUGCUGCUCAGCGACACCUCGUCCUCGGAGGAGGACAACUCGCCCACCGAGGACGACCUCCAGGACUGGCUGCGUUUCCACAAGCUGCGACAGAUUGCCAAGGCCGAGCUCAACGCUGACCCUGAGCUACGGCAAUACCAGUACUACGGUGUGGGCAUGCUCUCCCAGCACGACCCAUUCCCCGAGCACCAGAAGGCGUUCCUGGGAAACAAGAAAAAGGCCAAGGAGAAGAGGGCCAUGGAGCGGAAGAAGGCCAAGCUGAAGCGGAUAAAGGUGGAGCCCGACUAUGACGACGACUCAUUCAACCAGGACAAUUCGGAAGGGGAAGCUGCGAGCCUGGACGACUCGCGCCGUAGCCCGGACAGCAUGUGUGGCGAUGGGCCGGGUCCCAACAACAUGGCCGGCGGGGGGUCGCGACCCCACGGUCGCAAGAAGAGCGCCGCGGCCCAUGAAGCCUCCAUGAACCUCAAGCGGCGGCGGCUCUGGGUGGCCCUGGCCAAGAAGGAGAUUGCGAGGGGGCAGAAACAGAAGGUGAACGCCCACAAGGAGAUGUUGACAAAUGCGAAGAAGCUUGCGGUGGCGUGCCAGCGGGAGGUGAGGCGCUCGGCCCUUGGUUCCCAGAAGACGGGUCGGGACGUGGCGGGGGGCCGGGCCCGGAGGCUGGCGCGCGAGAUGGCCCUCUACUGGAAGCGCUACGAGAAGGUCGAGAAGGAGCACCGCAAGCGGGCCGAGCGCGAGGCGCAGGAGCAGCUGCGCAUGGACAUCGAGCUGCGCGAGGCCAAGCGGCAGCAGAGGAAGCUCAACUUCCUCAUCACCCAGACGGAGCUGUACGCGCACUUUAUGAGCCGCAAGAUAUCGGGCGGCGGACCGGAUCUCCGUCAGGAUGAGAUCCUUCAGAACCUGGAUGAGUCGGCAUCGGGCUCGCGGUCCAGCUCACUCCUCGAUGCAGAGGAUGAUGAUUAUGAUAAAGAAGCUGUGAAGGCACAAGCUUUGAGGAACGCAGAGGAGGCAUACAGGGCACACCAGGCCAAGACCGAAGGGUUUGACGCGGAAGUCAAGUGUUUGAAGAGUCCGACCAAGAAGGGAGCAUCGUCGCAGAAUGAUUUGAACGAGGACUUCAGAGUGACAGCCGAUCCGAACCUGGCGACGGAAGACCUCUGCCAGCCGCACAUGUUCGAAGGAAAGCUGAAGAGUUAUCAAAUGAAGGGCAUGAACUGGCUCUACAGCCUCUACGACAAGGGCAUCAACGGGAUCCUCGCCGACGAGAUGGGCCUCGGCAAAACUGUGCAGACCAUCGCCUUCCUGGCCGCGCUGGCCGAGGUUCAGAACAUCUGGGGUCCAUUCCUGGUCAUUGCCCCUGCAUCCACCUUGCACAACUGGCAGCAGGAACUGACCAAGUUUGUGCCCAGGUUCAGGGUGGUGCCCUACUGGGGCAACACGAGCGACCGCAAGGUGCUGCGCCAGUUCUGGAACGGCAUGCACCAGCUGGGGGGCGAGCGGGCCUCCUUCCACGUGGUGGUCACCUCGUACCAGCUGGUGGUGCAGGACGUCAAGUACUUCCAGCGCAUCCACUGGCAGUACAUGGUGCUCGACGAGGCCCAGGCCAUCAAGAGCACCUCCAGUGUCCGGUGGAAGAUCCUGCUGUCGUUCCACUGCCGCAAUCGGCUACUCCUCACGGGUACGCCGAUCCAGAACACCAUGGCAGAGCUGUGGGCCCUGCUACAUUUCAUCAUGCCAACGCUGUUCGACUCGCACGAGGAGUUCAACGAGUGGUUCUCGCGGGACAUAGAGAGCCAUGCCGAGAACAAGUCCACCAUCGACGAGAAGCACCUGUCGCGCCUGCACAUGAUACUCAAGCCCUUCAUGCUGCGCCGCAUCAAGAAGGACGUCGAGAACGAGCUCUCGGACAAGAUUGAGGUGCAGGUGUACUGCUGGCUGGCGCAGCGCCAGAAGGCCCUCUACCAGGGCCUGCGCAACAAGAUCUCCAUCGAGGACCUGAUGCAGUCGUCGGGCGCCGCUUCGUCCCAGGCGCAGUCGGCCACCUCCUCUCUCAUGAACCUCGUCAUGCAGUUCCGAAAGGUCUGCAACCACCCAGAUCUGUUCGAGAGGAGAGAAGUCCGCUCGCCGUACCACUUGAAGGGCUCCACGUUUGAGCUGUCUCGAUUUCUGUUCUCCCGGGGCGUGCUAAGUGGCUGGAACGACCAUCACAGCCGAUGGCCCAACAUCUUCCACCCAAGUCACGUGCACCACUCCAUCUUCAAGCAAGCAGAAGGACGACCUGCGAGCAGCUUCUCCUUCUGCCGGUUCGUCGGCCUGUCCCCCUCGGAACUCGCCAAGAUCAUGCUGUGUAGCCUGCUGGAGAGGUUCCUAGCCAUUGUGAAGGAGCUGAAGGAGGCGCAGCGGAGGCAUCACUGCUACGUCUGGCACAGGCACGACAAGGACUCGAGCAAAUCCAGCGGGCGGGUGUGUCCCCAAGACCUGCUCGUCAGCCGGCACGCCCCGCUGGGCGCUGCGUCGGUGGCGCAGGGCGGCGUGCUGAGUCAGCUAGUGUUUGCCGCGGACCGGCGCUGCUACGGCUUCGCCGACCACCGCAUCCACGCCAUGGCCGAGACGACGGCGCACCGCGAGAUGCGGCGCCGCAAGGUCCGCAACCCGCGCCACGCGCACCACCAUCACCACCACCACCAUCACCAUCAUCACCACCCCCACGGCAACGAUGGGACAGCUCCCGGUGGCAGUUCGACAACGGCGCCCACCGCGGGUGUGACGCCAGCCUCUCCCGUUUCGCAGCACCAAGCGACACCCGGUACGAGUGGGGAGGCCCAGUCUAAGAAGCCAUCUCAUCCCCCACCGGCAAGUCCUCCUCCACUGCCAGAGUUCCCGCACCGGCAACGACCGGUUCAGGUUCGGGAGUGCAUCCCAACAGACUUGCCUCGGUUCCUGGUCUCCUGCGUGGCGCCACGGGUGACGGCAGAGCCCUGGAACAUAGAGUGCCUGUCAAACCGCGCCCUCUGGUGGUGGCGAGGGGUGCAAGCAUGCGGCAGCCCCGACGCCCAGCGGUGGUGGCGGACCGGUUCGAUAAGCCCCGAACCUCCGGCUCCGGGGUUCGAGCCUCGGGACCCACCGGAAGGGGGCAUUGCGUCUGCCAGACCUUUCCAUGGGUGGUCGCACAUCUCCAUACCAGACAAGGAAACCCUGGUGACGGACUCGGGCAAGCUCCAGGUCCUGGACCAGCUUCUGCGGAAGUUGAAAGCCGGGGGUCAUCGAGUCCUCAUCUACUCGCAGAUGACACGCAUGAUCGAUCUCCUCGAAGAGUAUAUGUGGCACCGCAAGCACACGUACAUGCGGUUGGACGGCUCCUCCAAGAUCUCCGACCGGAGGGACAUGGUCGCUGACUUCCAGGCCAGGUCGGACAUCUUUGUGUUCCUCCUGAGCACGCGAGCUGGUGGUCUUGGAAUCAACCUCACAGCUGCAGACACGGUGAUCUUCUACGACAGCGACUGGAACCCGACCGUGGACCAGCAGGCCAUGGACCGUGCCCACCGUCUUGGUCAGACCAAGCAGGUGACUGUGUACCGGCUCCUCUGCAAGGGCUCCAUCGAGGAGCGCAUCCUUCAGAGGGCGCGGGAGAAGAGCGAGAUCCAGCGCAUGGUGAUCAGUGGCGGCAACUUCAAGCCCGACACGCUCAAGCCCAAGGAGGUAGUGUCGCUGCUUCUGGAUGACGCCGAGCUGGAGCGGAAGUUCCGACAGCGUCAGGAGGAACGGAAGCAGCUUGAGGACAACGUCGAGAAGCCCAAGGAGCGCAAGAGGCGAAGCGACAAGGGAGAGAAGCGGGGUCCCCGCAAGAGGAAGAUGGUUGAGCACAAUGUGACGACAAGUGCUCCCCCAGCUGUAACCAUGGCGUCAACGCCGCCUCCCACCCUGCCUUCUCAACAGGACUCGGAGUCCAUCGUCAGCCUUGACUCCGUCCCACCAAGUCCCUACAGCGAGCGUUCGCUGAGCAGCGUGGCCGUGGCUCAAGAUGACGACAGCAGCGACGGUCCCCUCAUCGUGGAUGAUGGCAGCCCGUCGAGUACUCCCGUGCCACCGCUGAACACCUCAGUGGACAGUCCUGGAGCGCCAUCUCCGGGCGGCAAAAAGGGCCGAGGCACAGGUCGAAGUCGGGGUCGGCCCCGAGGGUCGACGCGCAGGGGCGGCGCGGCCCUGCGUGGCCGGGGGUCCAUGCUGGCGGCCGCCGAGCGAGCCGGAGCCCAAGCCGGAGCCCAGGCUGGUUUUGCAGCCUAUGGCUACAGUGUUCCCUGGAAUGGAGCCUCGUCAACAAGCGGGACGACGUCUUCGGCGGCGACGCGUGGUGGCGCUGCCGGCAGCCCGUUCCGUGGCGCCCUCCACCAGCAAACCGCGGCGUCGUCCAGACACGGCUCCCCGCGUCAGGGCCUGGGCCAGGCGUCGUCCUCGUCCGCGGCGUCGGGUACCGCCUCCGGUUCCCAGGCGGCGCUGCAGCAGCACCUCUCCCAGCGGCCGCUGUAGUUUCUUUUUUUAACCAAGUGGCCAGGUGCUGCCGAAACUUGUGACGUCACCCGGGGGCUAGCACGUCGGCGUGCGUUGUGAUCGGCCAUGAAUGGCCUUUUGAUUCUGUGAAGCUGCGAAGACGUGCGUUCGGAUUUUGAAGAAAAAAAACUUGGAGCGCCUCAUUGUCAGCCAGCGACGACCCGUGGUGGCAGGUCCGAGACCUCCGUGACGUCGCCGCCGGCGAGGGGUUCUCGCGUUAUUUCGGUGAAGUCGCACAAUUGCGUGUACGGUCCGUGUGAGCACCCUUGUUUUUUUUAGUUUGUGCCAUAAGUCGUGAACGCCUAGUCCAUUAAGAAGCCUCCUCAGCGGUUACUAGGCUCGUCGUGAUUUUAGCCUGACUGCAGUUUGCAAGAUCUUCACCUUGUCGAUGCGAUUCCGACUCUUGCACGUUUUGUGAAACGUAUCGUUUGUGUCGUUGACGUCGGUCGGGAGCCAAAGUUUUGUCGUGGACAAAGAGGUGUACAUAACGUUUUUUUUUUGUUGCUGCUUAGAUUGCAUUGAAGAGAAAAGUUCCUCGUGUCUCGCCUGCCUUGUGUUUGUUGGCCAUGUUUCAGUCUCGAGGCCCUCUGUUCGCCGUUUAGGCCUAACAUUUUAGCACGAAUCGCUGACGUCACCUAUUUUCGGGCACCCUGACGCCAAGCCGCUGUUGCAGACGCACGCACCAUGUGGUACCGGCCUGGGAAGAACCGACGCCGCUGGAAGAAGUCGACAGGGCGAAAGUUUGAAACGCCGCGUGCAUAAUCGUGAAAGGUUGAUUGAUUGUGGCAGAGCCGCGGAAUCCGAUCAAGGCCCCUCUCUGGAGAAACACCGAGUCGAAGGACAAAGCGACCACAUUUCAUCGCAGAGAGCUUAUUAUGUUCGGUGUUAUCAACUUGAUACGUCAUUCUCAGUCCCUUCGAAGGUCAAAGGAGGCUGGUGCAUUUUUGCUGUUAUUUUCUGUGAUCACGAUGCUUGCGAACUGGACAUCGGUGGCAUUAGCAGGUCAUCGUUUAUCUGUCAAGAGCUCUUGUGUGUGAAUAGACCUACGUGAUAAUGAACGUUUCGAAGUUGCACUGUGUUGUGCAAGACUUGUGCGCACCGUCACCCUGUUGUCUUUUCUCCUGCCGCGCUUACAAAGGGUGCAUAAUUGUACCAGCGUUCUCUUCGUUUGCUGUCGAAAACUGAUUAAGGCUUCGCACUCCUCGAAAAAACUUGUAGGCCCGAAGAAGCAAGGAUAGUGAGUGUGAAUCCGUUAAGCAGGAAAAUAAGCUGGAGGUCGUAAAUGCUUACCUCAAACUUCUGAAAACUGACGGUUAGCGAGGCUUGGAGGUGUGCUUACCCGCUGUUGUGAGGUCGCUAUGAAGAUUGACGGUUACCCUUGAUCUGUAACAGAGAAUGUCGCAGUGACUGAGUGGCGUGAAUUUCUGGAAAAGAUAAAAAGUCUGAGACUAUGUAUGACGUAGCUCUUGCCACCUUACACAAUGUAAAUAAUAAAAUUAACUUCUGAACCUG